This is a messenger RNA of Camarhynchus parvulus, 3778 nucleotides long. Its product is annotated as poly(rC)-binding protein 3-like. Gene Ontology annotation, molecular function: mRNA binding. Gene Ontology annotation, biological process: negative regulation of mRNA splicing, via spliceosome. The record is from RefSeq and is a predicted model, not a curated record. Lineage: Eukaryota; Metazoa; Chordata; Aves; Passeriformes; Thraupidae. Gene Ontology annotation, cellular component: nucleus; cytoplasm.
AGCCGGGCGAGGAGCGAGCGCGGCCGCCCGGAGCCGGCCGGAGCCCCGCGGGGAGGCAGCGAGGGGCCCUCGCCGAAAGCGCGAACAGAACACCCCCCACACCCCCGCCCCGCCGCCUCCGCCCGCCCCCAGCGAAGAGAAACAAAACAUAACCCCGGCACCGCCACGCUCUCCCUCCUUCUCCUCUCGGCUUUUGGUGGUUGUUUUUUUGGGGUUUUUAAAAUUUAUUUUUUCUUUUAAUUUUUUUUUCUUGGGAUUCUCCUCUCUCCUGCCAGACUGACUUACACGUUCUUGAUAAUUUCUCUUCCCCUCAUUUUUUAUACUCUUCUCCCUGCUUCCAAACCCUGUGUCUGUGUGUUUCAAUACUAUCACAACCUCUGCUAAAAAUAGAUCUUUUUAUACCCUUCCUCCUCUCUGACCCCAUCCAACACCCCUUGUUAAGGUAACUGUCUUACACUAAGAGCAAGAAAAGUAAAUUCACUUGGCUGUCCCAUAUCUCUAAGGAACCUGAUGCAUGAGUGGACUAGAGAAGAGACAGAGAGAAAAACUCCUAAGACCUACAGAUCAUCUGGCUGGCAGGGUCAAGUUUUCUUUGGAUUGAGGUGGAGCUGUGGCUUAUGGACAUCUGAUGUGAUAGAGCAUACUCAACACUUUUAGAUAUCUUGAGACUGCAAAAGCUGACCAUCAACAGCACGUUUUUAAAUAUCACUGCUCUUCAGACAAGUUGAUUAAGUGAAUAGAAGAAAAAAAUAAAAAAACGAAGCUACUUUCAAGUAUUGAAGCUACAAGGCCGGGAUGAACACGAAGGACGGAAAAAUGUCCGAAGGAGGUCUCAAUGUCACUCUUACCAUACGCCUUCUCAUGCAUGGCAAGGAGGUUGGAAGCAUUAUCGGAAAGAAAGGUGAGACAGUGAAGAAGAUGAGGGAGGAGAGUGGUGCUCGAAUCAAUAUUUCAGAAGGCACUUGUCCAGAGAGAAUUGUGACAAUAACAGGCCCAACAGAUGCAAUUUUUAAAGCUUUUUCUAUGAUUGCACUAAAAUUUGAAGAGGACAUCAACGCUUCGAUGACAAACAGCUCGGUGACAAGCAAACCGCCCGUAACACUGCGGCUCGUCGUCCCAGCAAGUCAGUGUGGAUCCCUCAUAGGAAAAGGAGGUUCCAAAAUCAAAGAAAUCAGGGAGUCCACAGGAGCCCAGGUGCAGGUGGCAGGGGACAUGCUGCCCAACUCGACGGAGCGCGCGGUGACCAUAUCCGGCACUCCCGACGCCAUCAUCCAGUGUGUGAAACAGAUCUGCGUGGUGAUGCUGGAGUCCCCACCCAAAGGUGCCACCAUCCCCUACCGUCCCAAACCUGCCUCUGCACCUAUCAUUUUUGCAGGUGGCCAGGUAAGAGCAGACACCAUUUUGGCUUCAGCUGGAAACCACACCGUCCUGGCCCAGCCUCAGCCAGCGCCUGCGUUCACAAUUCAGGGGCAGUAUGCCAUCCCUCAUCCAGACUUGACCAAGCUUCACCAGUUGGCUAUGCAGCAUCCCCCCUUUACUCCCCUUGGGCAGACCACCCCUGGUUUCCCUGGACUGGAUGCCACUACUCCAACCAGUUCCCAUGAACUUACAAUUCCCAAUGAUUUAAUAGGCUGCAUUAUUGGCAGACAAGGCAGUAAGAUAAAUGAAAUCAGGCAGAUGUCAGGAGCACAGAUCAAGAUUGCUAAUGCCACAGAAGGCUCCGCAGAACGACAAGUUACAAUCACAGGAUCCCCUGCAAACAUCAGCUUAGCACAGUACCUCAUUAAUGCAAGCUUAGAGAUGGCUAAAGUCAGCACCCAGACCGCUUCCGUCACGACCCCUGUUGACCUCAACAUGAACCUCUCUCAGUCUGCCACCCCUACCUCCACCCCCACCUCCAUGGCCGUGCUGGCGGCCGCCUCCGCCGCCUCCGUCAGUACCCCCCCUCCCCUACCAACUCUGCCAACCACCCACUAUGCCGUUCCUGUCUCCAGUCUGCUUGGCAUGAAAACUGUCCCACUCCUGGCACUAAAUGCCGCGGCCGCCGCGGGGGCCACGGGGAGUUUGUCCGCUUACACUGCCAAAAUUCCUUCGACGAGCGGGGUUAAGAAAUCUGACCGCCAGAAGUUUGCUCCAUAUUGAAGGGAUGAGACACAAUGCAAGCUUUGCCAGCUCUGCCAAGAGUCUGUGGUAGAUCCUAGUUAUCAAGGAAACAAUACGGCAUCUUUUAUUUUCUGUUCGAUUGCUAGUGUUAACUGUUGCCGACUCAAGUCGUCUUCCGCUCUCCAUAACACCUAACACCAGGCACCACCUUCCAACUAGUUCCAACAGCCAGCAGGUGCCAGCCCGGGCUCCUUCUCCCCGGACACCAUCCCAGGGCUGGCCCUCAGCAGCCCCACAGCAAGGCAGGGCUGCCCCCAGCCCAGCAAGGGAGAUACAGUGAAGAGAAGGGGAAAAAUGUAAAUGAGGCAAAAUGGUGACAGCUGGGUCCUGCUCUGGCAAUACUGCCCGGCAUAAAAAUACACUUAGAUCCAUGUGCAGGGAUCCCUCCAACUGUAGAACGAUUCCUCAUGGCAAACUGGCAUCUCUGAUGCAUUUUUUCUAUUGCUAGCACAUGCAAAUCUGGCACUUUUCAGUGUCCCUCCAAUGCCCUGUGAAGUGCUCCUGGCCCCCUCAGUCAUUCUGCUGCUCCCAAAAGGCCUGGAGACCCCCCCAUCCCAAAAUCUGCCUAUGAGCAGGAGAUCACGAUUAGGAGGUACCAACUUCAGGUACUUGUGCAUACAACAAAUGAAGCUUUCUGGUCUGAAAAAAACUGCUAAAUUUAAAUGGCUGUAAAACAGUAGGGAAAAAAUACCAGGUACCCUGUGCCUUUCCACAUGAUCCUUUUAAGUGGUGCAACCAUUUUUCUCUGCUUUGGAAAAAUGUAAUAUUAAGAAGUCUGCUUUAGGGAGGGAGGGGGAGAGAGAGAGAGAGAGAGCAGGCUCCUCCUUUUGCACUCAGAUGUUUUACAUAUAUCAACACAGUACUUAUUCCUGUAAGUUCUUCAGAGCAAGUACAAGCCAGAUGCCGUCACUAUCUUGUAUUCCCUCUUGUGUAUAUUUUAUCCAGCCAAAAUGACCAUUUUUCAUUAGGUUUCUCUACAAAAUACAUCCCUGUUUAACUCCCCACUAAUCAUGCAGUCAGGUUGUAUGGUAAUCAUGAAAAACAUGUAGCAUUUUAGAGGUCAUUCAAAAGCUGCUGCCUGGACAGAUCCCAUCCCUUUACCAAGCACUUCAGGAUGUUCAGAUUAACUAAAAUGAGACAGGUAAUGGCAGCCAAAGCCAAGAGAGCUGGGGAAUGGAGUGGCUGGUUGCCAGCUGUUGGAACUAGUUCUUAACUGCAUUUUAUGUUUGUCCAUCCACCUUCUUUUUAAUUUCUGUUGCAUAACUCAGUAAUGCAAUAUUGUUUUCCUCACCACUUCCAAAUCCAGAAUCCCAUUAGCCCGCCAUGUUCAUCCACUCUGCACUCCUUGGACACAAAGCUUUAACAAUUGAACUGUAUUCAGUGCAUUUUAAUAUAAACUAAAAACACAAUGCAAAUGCAAUACUUUUUAAAACAUGGUAUUUCAAAGUGUGUUAUUGUAUAGGGCUAAGUACUAUCUCAGUAUUUUGUGUCAUUUCUGUAUUCUGUGGGCUUUUCUUCACCUUAGCACCUUUGCACUAAGUUUUGUCACUGUAACCAUUUGUAGAACUGCCAUUGUUACAAUUUGCACUUAUCCAAAUGGGGUUUUUGGUUGGUU